This is a messenger RNA of Hyalella azteca, 869 nucleotides long. RefSeq names its product tetra-peptide repeat homeobox protein 1. The record is from RefSeq and is a predicted model, not a curated record. Bases 44 to 376 code for a protein of 110 amino acids. NCBI's taxonomy places the organism in Eukaryota, Metazoa, Arthropoda, Malacostraca, Amphipoda, Hyalellidae. The transcript is spliced from 2 exons.
UGGACGACAGUUUCAGGUCGAACUCCCACUUCUUCUCUUCAAAAUGAAGCUUUUGGCGGUCCUCAUCUUGGCUGUGGUGGCUACGAUGGCAAGUGCCGGCGGUGGCAAAGGCUUCCGUCGUGGCUUCGGCUACGGUGGUGGCUUUGGCCACGGCUUUGCAGUUGGCAUCCCACACCCAGUGCCCGCUCCAUUCCCCGUGCCACACCCCGUAGGUGUGCCCGUGCACGUUCCCCACCCAGUGCCCGUGCCCGUCAUCAACCACGUACACGUACCAGUCCCCGUUGUGAAGCACGUGCCCGUGCACAUUGUCAAGCAUGUUCCCGUUCCCGUCAAGGUGCCAGUUUUCGUCCACUCCCAUGGCCAUCAUGACUGGUAGAUCAUCAUAACAAAGUUCUAGUCAUAGUUUGUCAUCCUUUUCUUCUGUACGACCAUUACAGAUACUUUUUAAUUCAUCAAAAAGACCAAAGUUCGAAAUUGCUCAAGAGCGUCAGCAAGUCAUCCUGCUUCCCAAGUUUUAGACUAGUCUACCACUGCCAUGUUCUCAUUAAUGCUUCUAUUGCACAGUAUAAUUUGAGUGUAAAAUCAUCUAGAAUGCAAAUUUUGUAACAUGUUUGGAAUCUCUGUAAACUUGGAAGUUUCGAAAUUGUACUUGAAAUUGAAAAUUCUACAAAUGUAAACUAGAACUUCAACACGUAAAACUACAAGGAAGAACUUAACCAACUUCAAAAAUACGUUUGUUCAAGUUUCAAUUCAAACUUAGCGCAGGUGUUCCAACCAAAAGUUUAGUUUAGAAAAAAGGCAACAGAAACCCCUAAAAGUUAUUGUAAUUUUCUAUUUAUUUGAGUGCUAACCGUCUCAAAAUAAAAUAU